AUGGACUCGCAAGAUGAGCAAUGCUUACCUAUCCUCGACUUCUCCCGUGAUAAACUAGUGCCAGGCACAAGUCACUGGAUUGAGACCAGUACAAAAGUCCGAAAAGCCAUGGAGGAGCAAGGUUGGUUUGUGGCAGAGUUCAACGGAGUCUCAUCAGACCUCCGGGACGAUUUACUCGCCGGGAUGAAGAACAUGUAUGAUCUUCCGUACGAGAUCAAAAUCAAGAACGAGAAUCACAAAGCCUCCCAUGGCUACAUGUCAAUGUUCGUCGACGAUUACCAAAUCCACGAAAGCUUGGGGAUCGAUUAUGCGACCGAGCUCCAAGCUUGCAAAGACUUCUCUAAACUACUCUGGCCACAAGGAAACGAUCCUUUCUGUGAAACCACACAUAUGUACGCAAUGGCACUAGCUGAGCUAGACCAGACAGUGAUGAGGAUGUUAUACGAAAGCUAUGGAAUUGACGAGAAGAAGCACUCAGCGAAUCAUUCAGAGUCAACUCGAUACCUGUUGAGGUUACUGAGUUACCGGAGACAGCAAAACGGUGAAGCAAACACUGGUUUUGUCUCGCAUACCGAUAAAAGCUUCAUGAGUAUCCUCCACCAGAACCAUGUCGCAGGUCUCCAAUUAAAAACCAUGACCGAUCAAUGGGUCGGGUUUAACCCGUCUCCGACAAGAUUCGUCGUUCUCUCCGGCAUGGGUCUAACGGCGUGGAGUAACGAUAGGAUAAAGCCGUGUUACCAUAAGGUAGUGAUGAGUGAAGAUGAGAUUCGAUACUCGUUAGGGUUUUUCUCCUUCCAUAAAGGGACGAUUUUUACGCCGGAGGAGCUCGUCGACGACCAAAAUCCCCUCCGAUACAAUCCUUUCGAGCACGACGGUCUCUUACGCUUCUACGAGACGUACCUCAAUUCCAUGAAGAAAUCCAGCGAAGACCUUCUUCAGAUCUACUGCGGCGUCAAGCCCUGA
This is a messenger RNA of Arabis nemorensis, 963 nucleotides long. The record is from the annotation of a GenBank genome assembly. Lineage: Eukaryota; Viridiplantae; Streptophyta; Magnoliopsida; Brassicales; Brassicaceae.